AUGACUCACAACUAUGAAGACGACUCUUUUCUUCUCGCUUCUCCUGAUAAAAGACGUUGUCGGAGAGGUGUCAUUACUCACUUCUUACCAUGUUUUUCUCUUCUAUUUUUUUUUGUGUCUGUAGGAAAACUGGAAAUUUUUUCAGCGCCGCCAACAGCCAACUGCCAACCGAAAAUGCGUUGGACACCAAUUUUGGCGCUAUUAUGCACGACGACGAUAAUUGUGAUUCUCGCCGAGAAAUCACAAACGAAGCGAGGACAUUCGGUGGUCGGCGGAACGGCCACGACGGUCAAGGGACCGGCGACGAAGCGGCCGGCGGUGGCCGACAAAAAUAUCCAUCGGUUGAACAAUAAGCGGUGGAGGGAGCCGCCGAGGGACUGCUCCGACGCUCCGAAACACUUGAAGAGCACUUGCUUGAUGGUGAGUUUGAGAGCCAAAUUAGAUAGUUGAGCAUAGAUCUAUUUAACAAAACUCUGUAUAGCAUUUUUGCCAAAGUUUGCUAUUCCAAUGCGUUCGAGCGAGUUUCCAAAGCACAAACGUUUUGCAGAUCCGUCGUAUGGACCUUGCGACCCGCCGCCGUCUAGCCCGCCAAUCCGUCCGUCAAACACGUCCGAACCAAGUGCCCAACUGGCUCCAACCGAUCCCGGUGCCAGCGAACGCCCGUGGUCAAGCCGCCUACCACCCGUACGACUGCAUGACUCUUCUCUGUAUUUGUCCCUUCUUCAAUGUGAGUCGCAAUACUAAUAGUCGGUCAAAAGUUCGAAUCGUUUCUUCGGGAUUAUCUCUUUCGUCCCAACAACCUCAAGGCCAGCACCUCCUCCCCUCCCCCAAAUCCUAUUACUAUUACAGGGUCGCAACGUGAAUGGACAAUGCGUGCUGGCGAAUGGCGUCGUGUUGCAAAUGUCGUGGCGCAAAGAGUACCGAAUGAUGAGCGAGGACGAGCGAAGAAGAUGGCACAACGCGCUGAACACGCUGAAGCGCAACGGAGAGUACGAUCGUCUGUCCCGUCAGCAUCUUGAAGUGGGCGUCGGCUCCGGAGCCCACUCGGGGCCAGGCUUCCUGCCGUGGCACAGAGAGUACCUCAAAAGAGUGGAAAUCGCAUUGCGCAUGGUCGACCCGCUUGUCUCGAUUCCGUACUGGGAUUCCGUCAUGGACUCGUACCUUCCCGACCCGCGAGACUCGAUCAUGUUCUCGGAUUUGUUUGUGGGCGGCACCGACUAUUAUGGCAACGUCAUCACCGGUCCGUUCGCGUAUUGGAGAACUCUGGAGGGAAGAUCCACCAUUCUCAGGUACCGUCAUCCAUAAUUCUAGCAUAUAAGCACCACAAGUUUAGAAAUCUGGGAGCCGAAGGUCAGCUGUUCAACGAGAAUCAGGUGAACACGAUUGUGGCGCAGAACACCAUCGAGAACACGUUGGCGUACACGGCACCACAGCCAGGUACGAACGAGAAAACAUCGUGUCGAAACUUAUCAUUUCCUCUCCUCCCACUCCCACUGCUACUGCCCUUCUUUCCUUCCUUCCUUCCCGCAAUCAGAGAUGCAUGUGUGUCUCAAUUCAAUUCUUUUGUGUAUGCCUCCUCAAACUGGUUUCAACACCUUUCAUUGAAAAAUAGGCGGCGGACGUUUAUUAGUCUGACCCUCGGAGGGGGGGCAUAACUAUGAGUCUUUGACACCAGGGGUGUGAGGAACGAGCUUUAAAAAAAAUUGCGAAACUUUCAGGAUGUCCAUACCCGAACAACUACGGCGCGAUCGAGUACUCGCACUCGAACAUCCAUCUCUGGAUGGGCGGCGACAUGAAGCCGCCAAGCACGUCUGCCAACGAGCCGGUCUUCUUCAUGCACCACUCGUUCGUCGACUACCUCUGGGAGCUGUGGCGCCAGUUGCAGCAGCCGAGAUGGCUCCGCGAGCAGGCCUACUCGGCCGAUCACCCGACGUGCGCCAACUGGCAACACUUUAGCUACGCGCCGAUGCGGCCCUUCCCGUACUUGCAGAACCGCGACGGACUCUCCAACUCGUACACCGAUCAAAUGUACCGUUACGCCCCGCGUGCCACGUGCUCGCAUCAGAACCCCACGUGCGGAUCGCCCUACUUGUUCUGCGAUACCAGAGGGUGAGAGGGAGAAGGUUCAAAGAACAAAAAAGGAAUAAAAAAGUUUCAGGUACCCGCACUGUGUCUCGAAGAUUCGAAUGAACGGAAACUGCCGCGGAUUCGAGAACUACGACGCGUGCUACGCUGGAAGAUGCUGGUGGGGACGGUGUGUGAAUGCGGUAAGUUCGGAGCGCAAAUUAUCGACUUUAUGUUUGCCAACAAAAUUCGAUCGUUCAGAACUUCGCGGCCCGCAUGAAGGGAGCCCGAACGCACGCAAACUCCACUCUUCCGCUCGACCUCGACCGCGCGAUGACCGUAAACGGAACAAAAGUGGAACGCGUGCCGCUGAUCAAACGCAUCACCGUCAAAAUGACGGCGCCGCUCUUCGUCGACUGCUACAACCGGAUGCCGUGCUGCGACGCGUGGGCCAAGACGGGCGGCUGCCAACGCGAGCCCGAGUUUAUGAGCCAGUACUGCCAGGCGAGUUGCCACACGUGCACGCCGGGCUACAACACGAGCGACGCGUGCGCCGACCGUCAUGUGAACUGCAAGGCGUGGAAGGCCGACAAGAUGUGUCACGGCAAAUCGGCCGAUUUUAUGUCCGAGAAUUGCCGCGACAGCUGCGGAAAGUGCUCGUUGGCACGCGAUUCGCAGUGCUUCAAGAACGGAAAGGUGAGUAGUCCGGGACGGCCGAGCGUUUUCUAGGCCAUGCAUACUUUCAGAUCAUCCCGAUGCCCGUCGACCAGCACCUGCGCGAAUCAAUCUCCGAAUCGCUGCUCUCCGAGGUGACGAACCGCAUCAAGAAGGUGAAAUCGUUGAAACAAGAGCUGGACGCCACGAAAAAAGUGCCACGUCACGGAUAAAUGUUACUAGCAGAGACCGCCCGUAGUCCUUCGCCUAUUUGUACACUGCCCCUCUCCUAUAUACUUGUAAAAACGGUCCCCCCUGAUGCUGCUGAACCCAACCGCCCACCCGAUUUUGACACAGAUCUCGCCACGUGUAGUUUUGUAUUUUAUUAGAAAGAGAGAAGACAAACAAUAAAUAUCAUUAUUUUGGAUCGAUUUUUUGUGUUGCCUGCUUCCCAAGGCGUUACAAAAAACAAAACAAAAAAUGAGUCAUCGUCGCUCGCCCCGCCCACUUUAAUAUUAAUAUUGUUUCACAGGCGCACGUUUUUGUAUAAAAAUGAAUCAUCGAAGGGAAAGGAGGCGGCGAGCGAGAAGCAAGCGACCACAUUUCUUCAUUCUGUACAGAGUCAAGGUGAAUUUUCAGUGAAAUAUGAAACUUUUGCAUUUCUGAACUUUUCCCUGAAUUUCGAACACUUUUUGCGGCCCUUUUUUUGCAGAAAUCAAAGGAAAAAUGGCAAUUCCGCUCGAAGACAUUCAGGACGUUUUCGCCUUUCUCGACAGCCACGGAGACGGCAAAAUCGCCACCACACAGGUAAACAAGCAUUUAAAAAGUUCAUUUAUAUAUCACCGCGCGCCACGGUCUCCAGAGCUGACAAUGGGCGCACUCUGCCAAUUCGAUAUUAAUCUAAUUAGAAAGUUACUGAUCUAAACGCGACCUAAUUAGAUUCGACGGUUUUUCUUGGCGCAAUCGAGAUUUGAGCCAGCAGACGUUUGGCGUGAAACUUGAUUUGAGCGAAUAUCAUCAUAUUCUCGAAGCGUUCUCCUGUUGUAUUGUCGAAAUUGUGCAAAAGACCUAUGUCGUAAGCAAAUGCGCUCCGCUGCACUUUCGACUUUUCAUUUUCGUCUCCAAAUUCAGAGCUGACAAUGGACGCGCAAGUGCGCCCCGCCCAAUAGAGCGAUACAUUGACGCGAAAUUAAAAUUUUAACUGCAAAAUUUGUGUUUUUUGCCAGAUUAGCCACGAAAAACCGAUAAUUUCUCAUUUGUCUCUCUCGAUAGACCGAUUAUAUAGGCCAUUACGAAUUUUUUAAGCGCAAGAGCGUUAAAUUUGGUCAAGUCACAAAUCACAUUAAUCCGUUUGAAGGUUUUUGGCUAUAACUGCGUGAAUUUCAGUUGCUUUUCGGUAGCUUUCGCGGUUCGAACGCUCAAAAUGCUUGUCUUUACGUGAUUUAUCAUUCUCAAAACCAUUUCUGUCUGAAAACGGUCAAGAAAGCGCAAAAUGAGAAGUGCGCUUUUUAGGCGGCGAUCGGCAGCGAAGGCGAAAAAGCAAAGUCCGCGAAAAAUGCGCCAAAACGUCAUUAAUUCUGAGAAUUAGUGUGUUUUCAUGUCGAACAAUCAUUUUUCAUCGCAUUUGGCCACAAAAAUCAGAGAAAACCUGCUCAAUUCAUGAAAACGCCAUUUGGCCGAGGCCACGCCCAUAUUGUUAUUACAGCUCUGGAGACCGUGCACCGCCCCCGCCUGGCCUGUUUUUCAUAGCUUUAUAAUGCAAUUUCAGAUACCGGCGGCUCUGAGAGCGAUGAUGCUCAACCCGACUGAGGCGCUUUUGAAGGAGGUCGUUGCCGAAGCGGCUCCUGGAGCCCGGGUGACCGUCGACGAGUUCGUGCCGAUCUACAAGAAGGUGGAGGCCGCGUGCGGAAGAUCGACCACUCUCCGCGAGUUUCAGGCAAGUUGCCAGCUAUUUAUGCGCCUUUAAACUCAUUUCUCUGUUUUCAGGCGCUUCUCUCGCACUUUGACCGCGAUGGAAACGGACUGAUCAUGCUCAUGGAGCUCAAGAACCUUCUGCAGAACAGCGGAGAGCGGCUGUCGAAUCAGGAGGUCGAGAAUCUGCUGUUCGGGAUCGAACUCGUCGAGGGAAAGGUCAACAUCAACGAUUUUCUCAACAAUCAUCUGCAGAUGGCCGAGCCAGAGGUUGAGAAGUAA
Messenger RNA from Caenorhabditis sp. 36 PRJEB53466, 4911 nucleotides. NCBI's taxonomy places the organism in Eukaryota, Metazoa, Nematoda, Chromadorea, Rhabditida, Rhabditidae. The record is from the annotation of a GenBank genome assembly.